AACAUAUAGUUUCACUCGUCGACGUAGGCUAUUUGUAUCAUGUUGAACGUGAAAGCAAAUGCAACUGUCUUGCAUAAAAACUAUCUAAGAACGAACUAACUCAAGUAACACCCAUAACAGACCACCCACAUACUGAGAAGUGGGACCCGCCAGCAAGGACAGAGAAGACUGAGUUCAGUCAGUGGAGGGCUAGUGGAGGACGCCAUUGAAACCGAGAACUGACAGACUAAAUUUGUAGCGAAAGGAUAACUAUGAAAUGGGGAAAAUUCAACAACUAUUUCUACGUUGAAUUAAAGUUGUAGUGCCAAUGAACACAACUUUCGUUGCCAGUUCGUGGGAGAUGACGGUCCUCAACGCUGUUCUAGAGUCCCCUGGUAUGCCCUGUCUCCUCCGGCAGCCCAGCACCUCACCAUGAAUGCUAGCGGGAAUGUCUCCACUGCGGGAAACGCCACAGCUGCGUGGGACGCUGGUGGGGGCCCAGUGGUGCUGGAGUCAGUGUUCAUCGUCACCAUCGCCCUCCUGGCCUGCCUGGGCAACUUCCUCAUCGUGGCCACUCUGUACCGCAGGCCCUACCUCCUCACACCCAGCAACAAGUUUGUGUUCAGCUUGACCCUGUCCAACCUGCUGCUGUCAGUGCUGGUGUUGCCCUUUGUGGCGGUGAGCUCAGCACGGCGGGAGUGGGUGUUUGGUGUGGUGUGGUGCAACUUUACCGCCCUGAUCUACCUGCUCAUCAGCUCGGCCAGUAUGCUCACCCUGGGGGCCAUCGCCAUUGACAGGUACUAUGCUGUACUGUACCCCAUGAUCUACCCCAUGAAGAUCACAGGCAACCGGGCGGUGGUGGCAAUCGCCUAUGUGUGGCUGCACUCCCUGGUGGGCUGCCUGCCACCCCUCUUCGGCUGGUCCUCCUUCGAGUUUGACCGCUUCAAGUGGACAUGCGUGGCGGCCUGGCACCGCACCCCUGCCUACACCGCCUUCUGGGUCACCUGGUGCAGCCUGCCGCCACUGCUCGCCAUGUUGGCCUGCUACGGCGUAAUCUUCCGCGUGGCACGCCUCAAGGCCCGCAAGGUGCAUUGUGGGACGACGGUGGUCGCAUCUUCAGAAGAAACGUCAUCGGGUGCUCAGAGGAACGACCAGCGUAAAAACUCAUCUACGUCCACGUCGUCCAAUGGAAGCCGGUGGAGUUUAGUGUAUGCUGGGAGCCAGUGCAAGGCUUUCGUCACCAUUAUGGUGGUGAUCGGGACCUUCCUGGUGACCUGGGGCCCCUACGUCGGGGUGGUGUGUACAGAGGCCCUGUGGGGUCAGGGCAGCGUGUCCCAGGGCCUGGAGACCCUGGUGGCUUGGCUGUCCUUCUGCAGCGCCGUCUGCCACCCGCUCAUCUACGGCCUGUGGAACAAGACUGUGCGCAAGGAACUGCUGGGCAUGUGCUUCGGGGAUCGCUACUACCGCGUGGAGUCGUUCGCCACACGCCACCGCACGUCACGCCUCUUCAGCAUCUCUAACCGCAUCACAGACCUGGGCAUGUCCCCUCACCUGACGGCCAUGUUGGUGGGAGGAGGGCAGCUCCUGGCCCCCGGCAGCAGCACUGGAGACACCGGCUUCAGUUUCACUCAGGACUCAUGUACAGACGUGAUGCUGCUUGACAACUUCUCCACAGAUGGCUCCUCCCACAUUGGAAGCGUGGCCGUAAAGAGGCGGAGCUCGGUCACCUUUGAAGACGAGCAACAGCAGAAUUCCAAAGCUGCAGAGAGCACCACCAUCCCUUCUACUGUCCAGGUCCAAGUAGAGAUACACAAAUCUCUGGACACCUUCGCCUCCUGCCUGGCCAGGGCCAUCGAAAGCGACGCUAAGCUCACCCUCUUUGGCGAGGACACACCCCUAUCUGGGGUGUUGUUUGCGGCUGCGGCGAGGGGGGCACAGAGGCCCCGUUACCUUGACGGUCAGAGACUGAGGCUGGAGAGCAUCGAUGAAGGGAUCGUCAAAGACGACAGAGAAGACCAAGAGAGGGAGAAUGCAUAGAACAAAUAUCCCUUUUCUUCUUUUAGGUACCUAAGAGUUUAUGGUACAUUGGGCAUUGCAUACUUUAUAAUCUUUGAACUCAGUACGCACAGUGUAUAUAUUUAAAAUAGACAUUUAUAACAAUGUAAGGCUUCUGCCAGUUACAGUACAUGCCUCUGUAUCUAUUCUCAUGUGAAUAGAUACUUCACAUUUACAAGUGGGCCCAAUGGCCAAUUUUCAUACGUUGAAAUCUUAAAUAGCAAUACAAACUAAGGACAUUUUUGGACCAAAUGCGUGCCAUAUAUUGAGUGCCUUGCUAGUUGUACUAUAUAUACACCUCUGUUAAAUAGGAAGCCUUAACUACUGUAUCUUGACGGUUCAAUGUUUGUAUUUUCAUUGGAAAGAUUUUGUUUAUGCCUAUGAUAAUGUCUUAAGCCACUUAUUCCUUAUUUUCUUUCCAUGCUUAAAGACUGCCUCUUGCUGUUGUGAACAGAUAAGUCUGUUGUGGAGUUUUAGAUGGGGGGGGGGGUGCGUUCAGCCGGGAACAACGUUGUGGAACGUUCAUAUAGAAAUGUUUUAUGUAGAACGAACAUGCAGCAGCAUACCACCCUGCAUACCACUGCUGGCUUGCUUCUGAAGCUAAGCAGGGUUGGUCCUGGUCAGUCCCUGGAUGGGAGACCAGAUGCUGCUGGAAGUGGUGUUGGAGGGCCAGUAAGAGGCACUCUUUCCUCUGGUCUAAAAAAUAUCCCAAUGCCCCAGGGCAGUGAUUGGGGACACUGUCCUGUGUAGGGUGCCGUCUUUCGGAUGGGACGUUAAACGGGUGUCCUGACUCUCUGAGGUCAUUAAAGAUCCCAUGGCACUUAUCGUAAGAGUAGGGGUGUUAACCCCGGUGUCCUGGCUAAAUUCCCAAUCUGGCCCUCAAACGAUCACGGUCACCUAAUAAUCCCCAUUUUACAAUUGGCUCUUUCAUCCCCCUCCUUUCCCCUGUAACUAUUCCCCAGGUCGUUGCUGUAAAUGAGGACGUGUUCUUAGUCAACUUACCUGGUAAAAUAACGGAUAUAAAACAUGCCUCAAUGACAUGUCAAGUAAGGGAUCAUGUCAGUUCUAUUCAUGACAUUUCUAUCUGCAACCUUUCAUAACAUUUGCCAACUGAACGUGGCCAGGUAUUCCCGGGAGGAGAACUUCCUCGUUCUCAGUAGCUGUAAUGCUUUUGGAGCAUAGGACCAACUUCCUGUAUACUUCAACAAUUCACAGUACGGCAUGUGAAAACAUGCCCUAUAAGAUAAUGUACAUUUGAAUGCACUUGAAUAAUGCAGUACCCAGAGUAUGAAUCCGUCCCCUUCUGAUUUGUAUGUUGUUUUGGAAAGCCGUGACUUAUCAAGUACACUAUAUAUAUACAAAAGUAUGUGGACACCCCUUCAAAUGAGUGGAUUCGUCUAUUUCUGCCAAACCUGUUGCUGACAGGUGUAUAAAAUCGAGCAUACAACCGUGCAAUCUCCAUAGACAAACAUUGGCAGUUGAAUGGCCUUACUGAAGAGCUCAGUGACUUUCAAUGUGGCUCCGUCAUAGGAUGCCAGGAGAACGCUACCUGCCCCAAUGUGUAGUGCCAACUGUAAAGUUUGGUGGAGGAGGAAUAAUGGUCUUGGGCUGGUUUUCAUGGUUCGGGUUAGGCCCCUUAGUUCCAGUGAAGGGAAAUCUUAACGCUACAGCAUACAAUGACAUUCUAGACGAUUCUGUGCUUCCAACUUUGUGGCAACAGUUUGGGGAAGGCCCUUGCCUGUUUCAGCAUGACAAUGCCCCCGUGCACAAAGCGAGGUCCACACAGAAAUGGUUUGUCAAGAUCGAUGUGGAAGAACUUGACUAGUCUGCACAGCGCCCUGACCUCAACCCCAUCAAACACCUUUGGGAUGUAUUGGAAUGCUGUCUGUGUCCACAUACUUUAAAAAAAAACUUUUGAUCUGUGGUGUAUCUCUCCUGUCAGUAUUACUCUACAAUGGUCCUAGUGUGGGUGAGCUGCAGGCUUUGCAGGACUGUGGUAUUUUAUCAGACUGACAAAGUCAAGCACAUAAUAGGACACCAUAAAGCCACUUACAGUAUUACUGUAUUUUUCAUAUUUUUUUACUCUGUUGGUUAGGAUUUCUGGUCAUGUGGGCUCUCUAUGUCCCUGUAGCGAGGGACACCUAGCCUGAUCCCAGAUCUGUAAGUGCUGCUUCAGUCAACACCUCUGACUGUGCUUUCAAGCACAUACUGAUCUGAAGCCAGGCUAAGGUUAACAUCCCUUGUUCAAACACUAUAGUUAUCACAUAUCUAACACAUAAUAAAUUCUGAAUCACUUCACUAGAGCACCAUUUCUCACCCUGAGAGAAUCACUGUCGAUCCUAUUAGCAAUUUGGGGUGUUUACCUCAGAACUGAGUGUUCCACUCAGCGGCCAGUUUAUUAGGUGCACCCGUCUAGUAUCGGGUCGGGACCCACCUUUUGCUUCCAGAACAGCCGGAAUUCUUUGGGGUAUAGAAACAUUGCUCAAUUGGUAUCAAGGGAUCUAACGUUGGCCAGGAAAGAAAUCCCCACACCAUUACACCACCACCAACAGCCUGUACCGUUGACACCGUGCAGGAUGGAACCAUGCACUCAUGCUGCUGACACCAAAUCCUGACUCUGCCAUCGGCAUGACUCAACAGGAACUGGGAUUCGUCGGACCAGGCAACGUUUUUUCCAUUCAAUUGACCAGUGUUGAUCGCGUUCCCACAGGAGCUACCUCUUUUUGUUUUUAGCUGAAUGGAGUGGAACCCGGUGUGGUCAUAUUCUUCAAUAUCCGUGACAAGAACCAACGAGUUGCGCGUUCCAAGAUGCCGUUCUGCACACCGCUGUUGUACUGCGCCGUCAUUUGCCUGUUUGUGGCCUGCCUGUUAGCUUGCAUGAUUCUUGCCAUUCGACCUCCUCAUCGAGCUGUUUUCUCCCACAGGACUGCUGCUGACUGAUUUUUGUUGUUGUUGUUGGGUCGCACCAUUCUAGGUAGACCCUAGACACUGUCGUGUGUGAAAAACCCAGAAGGUCGGUCAUUUCUGAGAUUCUGGAACCGGAGCGCAUGUCGCCGACGAUCAUACCACGCUCAGUCGCUUAGGUCACUUGUUUUGCCCAUUUGAACGUUCAAUCAAACAGUAACUGAAUUUCUCAAUGCCUGUCUGUCUGCUUUAUAUAGCAAGCCACGGACACGUGACUCACUGUCAGUAGAAGAAAACCAUUUAUGAAAAGGGUGUUGUACCUAAUAAACUGGCCCUCGUGUAUAUCUGUAUUUAUCUGUGUGUCACUGUCCCAGUAUGGUACUGCAUUGUUAGAGCAAUACUCCAGAACGUAAGGUAUUAUACACUUUUGAUUUCCACUAAGGGCUGGAUUCAUUCCGUAUCGCAUUAGAUUUGCAUUUAUAGUGUGAUUUAAAUUUAAAGGCAGUGUUCCCACAUUCGCAGAGAUUGCAUACACAGUAAACGAUUUGGACUGAAUCCAGCCCUAAGAUAUUUUGUACUGUUGUAUUAAAGUUUUUUUUUAUACAUA
Molecule: messenger RNA, 5545 nt
Organism: Oncorhynchus kisutch (coho salmon)
Lineage: Eukaryota; Metazoa; Chordata; Actinopteri; Salmoniformes; Salmonidae
Gene: gpr161b
Product: G protein-coupled receptor 161b
Exons: 6
Coding region: 412-2016 (534 amino acids)
Biological process (GO): G protein-coupled receptor signaling pathway
Cellular component (GO): plasma membrane; recycling endosome
Molecular function (GO): G protein-coupled receptor activity
Source: RefSeq, a predicted model, not a curated record